UUCCACGUGCACAUUUUAAAAGUUAUGCUUGCAUGAUGCCGAUUAUCCACAAUUUAGGAAAAAUCAUGUAUACAACGUCGAUCCCCCUCCGAGUUUAUUUUUCUUCACCAUUUCCCCGUCUUUAAAUAUUUUCAUGAUUAUUCAACAUCGAUGGAUCGAUUAAAGCGUGUUUUGUCAAGGCCAAAUGCGAAGCCGUAUCGUACGAAACAUAUCGUCGAUGAUCAACCGUACAUAAAUGAAAAUGGCCAUCUAGAUUUUGGCCCGGGAGAUAUAGAGAAUCCGAAGAAUUGGUCGAAGGCGAGAAGAUGGUAUAUUACCGUUGUAUCGGUUUUGCUCGUGGUAAAUGCAACAUUUGCAUCGUCCAGUCCGUCGGGAUGUUUGACUGGAAUUGAGAGAGAAUUCCAUGUUUCUGCAGAGGUCUCAGCUUUGGUCAUCUCGGUUUUCCUUCUAGGAUACUGCUUUGGACCAUUAUUUUGGGCGCCGUUGUCCGAGUUCUUUGGUCGAAGAUGGAUCUUUUAUAUCUCUUUUACCUUGUACUUGGCCUUUAACUUUCUUUGUGCGUUUGCCAAUAAUUUCGCAGCUCUAUUAAUAGGACGAUUCAUAACGGGUACAAUGGCAAGUUCGCCACUUUCGAAUGCCCCAGGAGUUCUCGCCGAUAUUUGGGGCCCUGUCGAAAGAGGAAAUGCCAUGGCUCUGUUCUCGAUGAUGACUUUUGCCGGUCCAGCAUUGGGUCCCGUCAUUUCAGGAUUUCUUGAGUUGAAAAAGGACUGGAGGUGGAAUUUUUAUGUCAUGUUAUGGCUUGCUGGUGUCACCGAGAUUUUAAUGUUUACUAUCCCAGAGACCUUACCUUCGAAAUUACUAGUAAACAAAGCUAGGAGAAUAAGGGCAUUGAAGAUUCCAGGUUACGAAAACGUCAAGGCUCCCGUCGAAGAUAGCGAUCGUACAUUAUGGCAAAUUUUCAAGGUCGCACUUGUUAGACCAUGGCAACUUCUCGUCGAUCCUAUUUCGUUCGCCGUUGCCGUUUACCUAUCCGUCGUAUACGCUUUGCUGUAUAUGCUCUUCACUAUCUACCCCAUCAUCUUUCAGGAGAAACGUGGUUGGAAUUCCGGAGUAGGAGAAUUGCCAUUGAUUGGUACGAUCAUUGGAGCCAUAAUAGGCGGGAUCGCCAUCUUCAUCGUGUCCCACCGUGAUAGAAAGAAGGUGGAGGCUGGUCAUGUUGGCGUAGCUGAGGAUCGUCUACCUGUCGCCAUGGCGGGUGGAAUUAUUUUUCCCAUUACCAUGUUUUGGUUUGCGUGGUCUGGAAAUUAUAAUAGUGUUCAUUGGAUUGUUCCCACUCUUGCUGGAAUAUUCCUCUCCUCGUCUAUUCUUCUCAUUUUCGUCGCCUACCUCAAUUAUUUGACCGAUACAUACUUAAUGUAUGCCGCUAGUGCAGUUGCUGCAAACACCGUUUGUAGAUCGGCCGCCGGUGCCGCAGCACCAUUAUUCACGACAUAUAUGUUCGAUGCUCUUGGAGUGGGUGGAGGUGGCUCAUUAAUCGGUGGACUUGCCAUAUGUCUUGCGCCGAUCCCCUUCCUAUUUUAUAAAUACGGUGGAGCCAUCAGAGAACGAUCCAAAUUCGCUCCAACUCCCACGAAGAAACCUUCAAACGAACAGAAUGUGGACAACGAAAAGGCGCUCGAAGCAAAUCAAUCCUCACCACACCGAACGUCAGAAAAUAGAACCAAUACUAGCUCCCGCUCAUCGUCAGCAUCAAGUAUAGCAAGUAUGCCUGAUGCUCCACGCGAAGAUACUUAUCAUCAAGAGGGAUAUAUUGAGGAGGGCAUGGGAUAUGGACGAGUGGCGUUGCCCAGUGAUACGAGAGAACAAGAUGCUGGGCAGCUUGCAAGUGAAAAUUGAGAGGUUGGAUCGUACGUUUAAACAUGGCAUAUGGGUGAUUAGACGGAUUUUUAUUUUAUUUUAAUAGAAAGCGUGGAGCAAAUAGGGGAUAUACACGUCAUUCAGAUGGCGUUUCAGCAUGAUACCGAAUGUAAAAAUGAUAAUGAUAUACGCUUUUUUUUUUUCCUAUUUUCGGUGUCGUCAAGUCUUCUAUGGAAUAAUGGAUUAAUGCUGAGGGGUCUUUUGAGGGGGCAUAAUUAUCUUUUUCUCGGCAUAGAAAGGAAAAUAGUACUACCUACUAACCCAAUCACGAAUCAGUUACCCAGAACAAAGCUCUAAUCAAUCUCAGCGGCCAAGCACUCCCAUCUAUCUUUAUUCACAGAGCUCGACCUACAGAUUCUAUGAUUCUACACCGGCCCUCAAACAGUCUCGAUAUCCUCACUUCCGCAUACUAUCUAACUAGAGUCUAUGUUAUCAAUUA
Molecule: messenger RNA, 2356 nt
Organism: Sclerotinia trifoliorum
Lineage: Eukaryota; Fungi; Ascomycota; Leotiomycetes; Helotiales; Sclerotiniaceae
Source: the annotation of a GenBank genome assembly